AUACAGAAAGGCUUGAAUUGAUUUAAAAGAAAAAGAAAAACAUUCUUAGAGUUAAAAAAAAAACAUUUUAUAGAAUGCACAAGGACUAGAACUUGAACAUGUUUCCUCAGAUGGACAGUGUGUAAAUAGGAUUAACUCCUUUAUUUGUUAGAAAAGACAUUAAAUUAAAUACAGCAGAGAGAGAGAGAGAGAGAGAGAGAGAGAACAAUGUGUAAAACAGGGGCAAGAGCGAAGGGACCCAUCGGGGGGUGGAGAAGUGGAUAAAAAUCCGCUGUUUGAACAGCCCACCGGAAAACCAACCCAUGGCCCCUGGUUUUUUUCCAUAUUCCCCUGAUCCAGACUCCAUCGCUCCUUCGCCUUGCCCUAAAGCCAUCUCCUUUUAUACUCCUCCCCAUCACCUUCACCACCACCGCCAACAGAGACGCGAAUUCUCACAUCUCUGUCUUUCUUUUCUUACUUAUCGACAGGACCAAGACCCUUAUAGUGACAGCCGUAUGUGCCACCGCUCUUUCUCUCCUCCUCUCUGUCUCCCUCUCUAUAUAUACCGUGCUCUGGUUCCUCUGCUGGCUACCCAGAGUUGUUCAUUUCUCUCGUCGCCUUUUCUCCGUUGGUGCUUUCAUUGCAUACCCAUUUCUUAUUUUGGCAUUUUCUAGUGUUCUGGGCGUUGCCCAUCUCGAAUUAUCCUUUGCGUAGUUCCGCAAUCCAUGUAAUGCCAUUUGCUCUGUUCUUCGAUAGAGUUUGAUUUUGUGGGGAGUCUUGGUAUUGUGCCAAUACAGGGAUCGCAAUUCUUCACUUUAUUUGUAGAAUUUUCGGGGUUACCUGUAUAGGAUUACCUGUAACUUUGAGUUCCAAUGGGGAUUGAGCGGUUUUUAGCUGAUCGGAAAGGUAAUGAGUUUUGCGAAUUGCCGAAGGUGACGAACAGUAAGUCCAAGAAAAACCGGCGACGGCCGAAGAAGCCGCCGCUGCCGCUCUCUCCGGUGCAAAGGCUAUUUGAAACGUGCAAGCAAGUAUUCUCCUUUGGUGGGACUGGCACUGUUCCCCCUUCCAAUUAUGUCGAGCAGCUGCGUUCGGUUUUGGAUAGCCUCAAACCAGUAGAUGUUGGCCUCACUCCAGAUAUGCCAUAUUUUAGAGCAACACCUCCUGGACGAACUCCUGCAAUAACAUACCUUCACGUCUUUGAAUGUGAUAGCUUCUCGAUUGGUAUCUUCUGCUUGCCACCGGGUGGUGUCAUUCCACUUCAUAAUCAUCCCGGAAUGACUGUUUUCAGUAAGCUUCUCUUGGGUUCAAUGCACAUCAAAGCUUAUGACUGGGCAUCUGAUAUGCUUUGCAACACAGCUACAAAUGCCAACGGUGAGGUCCCUCAUGUCCGGCUGGCCACCGUUAAAGUGGACUCUGAUUUUACUGCUCCAUGCGGCACCUCAAUCCUUUAUCCAGCAACUGGGGGCAACAUGCACUGUUUCACUGCAUUGACAGCGUGCGCAGUCCUAGAUGUGCUGGGUCCACCGUACUCUGAUCCCGAUGGACGGCACUGUACAUACUACCUUGAUUACCCAUUUGCUCGCUUACCAGUUGAUGGCGUAGCAGUGCCCGAAGAAGAGAGAGAGAGUUAUGCAUGGCUUAAAGAGAGGGAGAAACCCAAGGACUUAACCGUGGUUGGGGCAAAAUACAGGGGCCCGAAGAUCGUUGACUGACUGAUCUAUUUCAUCUCUCAAACCAUGCUAGCUAUGACCGAUCUCACCUGUACUGGGCAGCUGGGGAACUUCUGUUUUGGUUCUUCUUUUUCUGUUGGGACACACCAGGCACUCGACCCCCCAAGCAUUCUCCUGCUGCGGCUUUCUUUCUCCUCUUUUUUGUACAUAAGCGAAAAAUAGAAAGAGUUGUCUGUAAGUGCUCCAGAAAGAAGUUCCAAAUUGUAUGUUUAGAAGUGCACUUUUUUCCUUGAGCAUAAUCAGUAUCCUGGGUUUUCUAAUCA
Molecule: messenger RNA, 1972 nt
Organism: Malania oleifera
Lineage: Eukaryota; Viridiplantae; Streptophyta; Magnoliopsida; Santalales; Ximeniaceae
Product: plant cysteine oxidase 2
Exons: 5
Coding region: 852-1691 (279 amino acids)
Molecular function (GO): oxidoreductase activity, acting on single donors with incorporation of molecular oxygen, incorporation of two atoms of oxygen
Source: RefSeq, a predicted model, not a curated record